AUGAAGAAGGAGAAGAAGCCGAAGGACGUCAACAUCGAAUUCAUCGGAGGGACUAGCUACAACUAUAGUAACAGCGGUCAGGCGGCAAGCAAUGUGAAGGGCGAUCAGAAGUGGGGCUGGGGGCGCAAAGACCAACAACAACCGCCGCCGGCGGGGACGGGGACGCACCACCAUUCCGCAUUCUCAUCGUCAUUCACCACUGGAUACAACGUGCCACCGCCGUACCCUCCUUACGGUUACCCACCACCAUACCAGUACCACCACCCACUCGGACUCGGUCCUCGGAUGCCGCAGCCCUUGUACGGCUAUGGCGCUGCUCCUGCUUGGCAACAGGACGAAGCGGAGGCGGCGGCGAGGGCGGCGGCGGCGGCGGUGGCGACGGCGAAGGCGGCCGCGGCGGCAGCGCAAAAGCCACCGCCCAAGACUGAAGCGGAGCCAAAGCCAGUCGCAGCAGCAGCAGCAGCUGACCCUCCUCCUACUGCUGCAACUGUAACAUACCAGCAGCAGCCACCUGGAAAGGAGCCGCCGGCGGCGGCGGCGGAUGGGUAUCCGGGUUGUGAUGUUGCUGCAGGCGGCUACCCGCCGCCACUGUAUGGGUACCCUCCUCGACAUGCUGGCGGCGGCUACCACGACAGCGGCGGCUAUCCUGUGCAAGGCUACCCUACACAUCAUGGUCAUGGAGGCGGCUACGGCUACUACGGGUACGGAGCGCCGCCGCAGCACAUGGGCAUGGGCCGCCUAGCAGCCGGAGCUGCUGCUGUUCACGAAGCACACGAAGCGUACCACCGCUACAGACAUGGUGGUUAUGGCCACCAUGGCAAGUUCCAGCAGGGACACCACGGCAAGUACAGCCAUUACUAUGGUCCUCACCACGGUGGGAAGUUCGCUGUCAAUUAA
Molecule: messenger RNA, 897 nt
Organism: Miscanthus lutarioriparius
Lineage: Eukaryota; Viridiplantae; Streptophyta; Magnoliopsida; Poales; Poaceae
Source: the annotation of a GenBank genome assembly